This is a messenger RNA of Lytechinus pictus (painted urchin), 7083 nucleotides long. RefSeq lists its product as uncharacterized. The transcript has 6 exons. The record is from RefSeq and is a predicted model, not a curated record. The coding region runs from base 510 to 2648 and encodes 712 amino acids. NCBI's taxonomy places the organism in Eukaryota, Metazoa, Echinodermata, Echinoidea, Temnopleuroida, Toxopneustidae.
CUCACUUGUAUAAGUAUUACAUUGGUGUGACAAAUUGAAAAAUUUAUUAGUUUAUGCACGACAUCAAACAAUGAUGGAGAAAUAUUUCAUACUUUUUUUUUUUUGGGGGGGGUUCUAUCUAGUGUUACCAGUUUGUAAAUUGGUCUUUACAGUCAUGUAGUUCGGGCACAAAUAGUGACAUUUCAGCAUAACUCGAUACUAAUUAUACUAUAUAUUUAUUGUAUGUAGGCUUUGCAUUUUACUGGAAGUUAUUGUUUUCAGUCGUAAUAAUAUCUGUGAGCACUGUUGCCAAUUUGAGUAUUUCAUUCGCUUUAUUUUCAGAGUUCUUCAUUCAAGUUCAAGACACAAUAUUCUAAGGGUUCUGAGAACUGUUGCCAAUUUGAGUCUUUUGUUUUUUAUUAUUUUCACAGAGCUCAUCAUUAAGUUCAAGGCACACGACCACGGUGGUAGCACCCAUAGGGCAGAGAGGUCAUGGUGCGAACCAUUCGAUUCAGCACGUCGCGUUACCGAUGGCUGUGGGUAGCUCAGGCACGCAGCAGGGGUGGCCGCCUAGGCCGGCUGGCCAGGGACAGACCGUAUUCUUACCGAAUGGGCCGGUCCAAUCAUGGCCGCCCAACGGAGGCCAAGUAUUCCUGUCACCAUGGCAACAGGGGGCAGCAGCAGUGACACAGCAGCCAGUCAUUCCGGAGGCACAAACCUUGACUGAGACUUGGAGACGGCAGUAUGUUUCUGCAGCCCCAGUAUCGUGGCGUAGCUCGGAUGAAUCGGGCUUCAUCACAACGGAGCCCAGUCCGGCCCUAUUUCAUAUGGACGUAGGAGAAGGGACCUUCUAUGAUCACGGCAUCGAGAGAGCUCAGUUUCCAUCGGGUCAUCACUUCCACCCGAUGAUACCGGUCACGCCCCAGCACUCUCUGCAGCACUCGCAGACCUGGGGUACCACCAACAACCUUCCCCACGCAUCGGCAGCCAACAACAGGGGCGGAUCGCAGCACAGGCUGGCCCGGAAACAAGGGGAUAAGAAAACACACACUGCAUUCAGCAGCAGUCUCUCGCCGCAGAAGAGCAAGCGCAUCAAGGGGAACACGCCUCCGAUGGCGUCGGAAUCCCGGGCCCACGGCCGGCGGCCCCUCAACACCACCACCACUACCGCUACGGAGCUGCGUCUUAGCCCCGCGUUGAAGCAGGAGAGGGACCAGGACACCAAGGGAGACGGGAUCUUGACCGCUGGGAGAGGAGCGAGGAUAUCGUCUUACGCCAAUAAGCGGGAGCCGAUCGUGAUACCGGACUCACCGAGCCCGACUCCAAGCAUCAUCACUAUCAGCAGUGAUAGCGAGGACGAGGUGGUGCGACCAUCUAAGGGAUGUGAAGACAAGGGUUGUACAGCGUGCAACGACAACAGCAUCACGCACAGUUGCUCUUUGAGUAGCUCGAACAGUAUCCUGAGUGCAAGUCCCGAAGCUGGCCACGCCCGUCACAACAUCCCUUCAUCGCCAGGUUCCUCCUACUCGUCCCUAGGAAUGUCCCCCAUCAACAAGACCGGUGACGAUGUCGUCAAGGGGAACAGACCCAACGUGGUGAGCUGCGUGACCAUCCCCGACAGCCCCAACCCCAGCCCGGACACCAGGACGAGGCGGAAGGGCGGUCCCCGAGGGGACGCAGAGAAACAGGCCCUGACAAAGAGUGGAGCGGGAAAGAAAAGGUCGUUCAGUGAUGUGAAGGAUAAUACAGUGAAAGUGGUGAAUGAGGUUGCUCGGGGGAGCGGGGUACGGAGGGGCGUUGAUAGGAUCAAGGAAGAGAUUGAUGUUGAUGAUUUUGGGGAACGAUCGGUUGGGGUACAGGGUAGUGAGACGUCAAGUGCGCUGGUUGGAAAAGCCAGUGAUUUGAGACUGAAGAAAGAGCGGCCAUUGAACCAUCGGACAGACUCUGCAAUUGCCUUCAUCAAUCUUCCGUUGUUACAGACGGAGAGCGCUGGAGGCUCAAAUGUGGAGACACCGUCGAUACCGCCACAACCAUCGUCGACGGCUGCUAAUAACAAUAAUAAUUCGAGUAGUAGCACAUUACCGUCCCUCCCCAAUAACAACAACAGCAACUUGUCAACGUCGGUACUAGCAUCGAGAGGCGAUGCCUCUAGGAAGCGUUCGAAUCGGACAGAUCAGCCUCAAACCCAAAGAACAGGCAACCCAGUGACGCAUUCACAACUUGGGACAGUACAAGAGAGACAGCUUCACGUCGCAGCCAGUGCUGCUCUGUCAAGAACGACCGCAGCUCAUCUUGGUAGCCCGUCCCACAAGCCAAAGGCGCCUCCUCAUCACCUGCAGUCAACGUCGCAGCUGGUGAGUUACUCCUACGGUAGUACGCCCAUCAGCUCCCCGGGAGGAGCGUUGCCGACCUUGGCCCAGCAUCAGAUCCACUACCGCCCCGCCAACAUUCCAGGCCCUCUCCCACCGCAAGUGCUGCACUCGCCCACGGUCCCGCCCCAAGUCUACCACCCCUCACCCAUCCCUGGCCCACCCCCGCACCAAUACCACCAUCAUCCUCCCUACAACAGGCCUCUGUACGUCCGGUCUCCGUCAGGUAACAUCUACAGUACGUACCCUUUGAGUCCGACCAGGGCGCGGCCCUACCAGUAUGUCUACCAAGGCGAUUGACUUCUGUUGGUGCAAGACAAGCUCUCCCAGCUGCAUCUCUGAGGCCCUGCUGUCUCAUCAAUUGGCUUCUUCUAGACUCGGGAUGGGUCAGGGUGGUGCCUUCAAGGGAUGAUGACUCUUCAUCUUGGGCACACGACCACAACACUACAGAAUAACAUCAAGGGUUGAGAUCAAAUAAUUAUCAGCACUGAUAACAAGAAUUACCAUGUGUGGGACUAGGAAAUGAAAAUUUGAUUUAUUACUAUAUAUGUCUCAUGAUCUUGGUAGAUUACAGAGAGUGAUUUAAUUGUUAUGUUUCAAAUUCGUAGCAAACCCAAUUGCAGCUACCUGCUUCAUGCUGUCAAUGAAUUUAAUAUUAUUGCUACGCUUUAAAUGUAAUAUUUAGUUUUGGAAAUGGGCAAGCCUUUGAGGCAUACUUGUAUGUGUAAGUGAGAAUAUAAAAUAUAACUGGAUGUUUGAUUAAUUGAUAUCAAGGGAUACCCUUGAAUACUGCUUGGGGAAUCCCCAAAUAAUAUGAUUAGGGGAAAUCCCUAUUAUAUUUGUGUAGAUUUCAGUCAGAAAAAAAAACAAUAUAGUAAUUAUUGUAUUCAGAAUUUUUAGUGAGCGCCGACAAUAGCGUAUUGGUCAUUGGCAAAAUGAAAUUAAGGGCUUAAGAGUGAAAUUCAUUUAAUCAAAAUAAUUUAACCAGAACCACAAUUUGGUGAACAGUAAAGCGUAUCACUGGAGCUCUCGACUAGCUACAUUGCUUGACAAUGACAACGCAGUUGAGUCAAUUUUGUUUUUAGCUUCUUAAAUAACAUAAAGCCUACUGGAACCAUAUUUGAGUCACUAAACAGUUCAGUUUUGAAACAAUUAUGGUGGUUAUUCUUUAUCACAACAUGGGAGAAAAAAAUGCCACUUGCAACUGCUCAUUUUUACUCUACCGGUAAAUUUCACUUGGUAUUUGAUACUUUUCCCAUUUUUAUUCAACUUAAGUUACGGGAUGCCACCUUUCAGACAAAAAGUUUUUUAUCUUUUUAUUUUAUUUUCAGCAAUAGAAAAUGCUUUUUAUAAUGUUCAAAAGGCUCCAUUCAUAAUACAUUACCACUUAUUAACCUAUUUGAGGCUAGAUGAUUUUACCAUAACACAUGUUUUCCAUAGACUCCAGCGCACAUAUAAGUUGGCUAAGUCUCCAACGGGUUAAAGACCAAUUUAAGGUGGCAUCCCUGUUGAAUUGCCAAUUUGAGGAUCCCAUUAUCUUCUAAAACAAUACAAAAAAAUAUGUUGAGAGAGAGAGAGCAGCUGGUGGACCUUAGGCUUGUCUUGCCCAUAUCACUUAUUUUCCCUGUAAGACCAGGGGCCCGUAACACAGAGCUUAGCAAUGAUCGUAUAAAUACUUUUCUACGAUUGAUUCCAUUGACUACAAUACACAAUUAAUCAUGAAAUUCAAGUAUACGAUUAAUCGCCAACCUUUGUGUUACGGGCCCUUGAGGGCUUUGUUUACAUUUGUUUUGUUUUUUUCAAAGCAAGCUCUUAUUUCACUUGCCGCUACCAAGAAAAUUUCUUCAUUAGUAUAUGAAGUAUUUGCGGCACACUAACUGUUUCAUUCUCUGUGAGCAUGCACACUUUGUUAAUAUUUUAAUACAUUUUAGCUUUUAAAACUUUUCUCUUUGUUGUACAUGAUGCGUUUGCUAAAUUCGGACCGUUUUAUUCUUCUCGCAUCUUGUUAAUGUACAGAUUCUCCCAUGUUUUAUUGACACUCUUUCUCUCUAUUAAAGUGCACGUUUUUGCAAUAUAUAUUUUUUUUGCCUUUUUAACAUAUACCUCAUCGCUUGUAUAUAAAAUGAUAGUGACAUAUUUUUCCCCUCCCCGUUCGUAUUUGAGAAGCUUUCAAAGCAUGUAUUUAUCGGCAAACCCCUUUCCUCCUGUUAAUCUGUUCUUUCAUCGUUGAUUUCUUCUUUUUGAUCGCAGAGAUUUGUGAAAAACGGGCAUGGCGUAGGUUAUAGGCGAGAUACGGCUGUGCGGAAUUGUAUGAUAGAUGUUUUAUGAAACUUUCCCUCCAUUCUAUGUCCUAGAUAAUAUUUAGGAGUAGACGUUCAAUCUGAUUUAGCUCACGCGAGAUAGAAAAUGAUUCGUAUGCGACUGGGUCCCAUUGCGUAGAAUGAAUGUGAAUGGUAACUUUGCGAUCAUUGGUAGUUACCAUGGUUACAUGGCCCCAGCAGCCAAUCAGAAUCGAGGAUUCCAUCAGAGAUGCCAACCCUCCCGAUUUCAUCGGGAGGCUCCCGAAAAUUCAUCCCAACUCCCGCCCUUACGAUUACCAUCCUUAUCCUCCCGAAAUAACGAUUUUUUUUGCAUUGAUCAAAUUGGAUUGGAAGUACAUGUAUUGUCUGCUAACUUUAGCAUGUAGUAACUCCAUUACGUUUUGCUGCUACUAAAUUCUGUGUGAAAGGCAGACAAAUAAGGAGCAGCGAAAAGCUGGUGCAUGUGAUAUGCCCAACGGGAAUCCACUGUGCACCAGGCCGGUAGGCCCGGCUAGCUUCGCGAGGCGUGUGCGCUCGCGGCCGCUGGAUUUGUCGAGUCGUGCGAUGGAAUAUCGGUGUGUGAUUUCGGCGUAUUGAUGGGUUGAUAUUGACACGAAAUGGCGGAAAAUCAACAAAAAAAGACCAAGAAAUGGUCUCAGAAGUAUAAGACUGAAUACAGUCUCCAGUACCCGUGUAUUCGGAAAGAGGAAUCUACCAUGCAUUUUGCACAAUUUGCAGCGUGGACAUUAAAGUUGAGCACGGAGGUCGUGAUGAUAUUCGGAAGCAUGUAGGGAGCAAACGGCAUACGGACAUUGCGAAGACGAGAUCUUCGAGCUCCACUAGUACCCUGUUGACUUAUUUCACCAAGCAAGAGACCAGCGAGGAGGAAGACGUUACCCGCGCUUUAAUAAUAAUAAAGAGGAUAAUUCCUCAUUAUUAUAGUUGAACAGGUACUUUUCUUCUAUUGUCCCCUCAUUUUUUUUACAUGUAAAAAUGCAUAUUUGAUAUUUUUAUUUUUAUGUCAAAAAAGUGGGAACAAUGUUUUUUUUAAAACAUGUGAAAUGCUCCAAAAUAAGGGUCAGAUUGCACCAGAGAGCAUCUAGAAACCCAGAGCUUCCAGGGCCCUAAGGCGGGCCCUCGACCCCGGCCGCAAAGGUCGAGCGCUCCGCACUCGAGAUGUGCGCUACGCGCACAUAAUUUGGUGUCGGUUGCAAAUCCUCCCUAAUUCUGAUUUCCAAAAGUUGGCAUCUCUGUUCCAUGGAUGCAUUGGGACUUUGAGGACACGGUAACGUGUGAAAAGAUACUUGUCAAAAGUUUCAAAAAUUAUUUUUUCAAUAGAUAAGAUAUGAAUGUUGAAUAUAUAUAUUUAACAGGUGCUACAUGGAUUUGAACCAACAAUUUUUCUUGGUGUACUCGUUGUCUUCACAUUAUUCGAACUUUACUCAACAAUUGUAUACUAGUUGGAUAUUUUGGCAUCAUUUUUGAUGCACGUAACCAAUGUCAUAUAGUUGAUGAGAGUAGCAUUAUGAAUAUUUGGCAAAUACUUGACAUUUUGAUAAAAAGUAUUUGAUAUUUUAGAUAAAAUCUUGAGUAUUUUUGUAAAUUGUGGCAUGGAUGUGUAAUAGUGGACAAUCGAGGGCAAGUGAUAUGAAAUUGUAAUUUUGUACAUGUAUAUUUCUCUUCGGUGAAUUUGUAGAAAUAUGUGUUUUUGUUGGGACUGUAUACAUACAUAGUCACUAUGAUACCAAAAGUCAUUUUUGUUUUCUUCUUUGUCUUCAUGUUUCUACAUACGUGUUCAUGCUGUUUAAAUCGAUUGAAAAGGGAUUACCUACAUAAGAAUUGAUAGGUUACCGAAUUACAUCUUAGAUUGUGUUUCACUCAAGCAUUGUGCUUAUUGGUCUGGUAUACCAUCACUUUUUCGAUGGAUUCUUGUGAAUUUGAUGGACUUUUUUUUGGUGAAACUUAAUGAAAACAUUUUGUGAAUAAAAUUUGUACAUUUUGUGAAUGAUGGAGUUUGUAAACAUAGAGAAUAACUAUUUUUGCUAGACAAAUUUGGAGAAACUGGACAAUUUUGUUGAGGUAUACAUUGUACCUUAUUUGAGAUGUUGCACAUUUUGGGGAGAAUCGUCUUGCUUCGUGUUUGUCAUUUUUGGAAUAAUGAAUUUUUGCAUUUGUCAAGUAGAAAUUUGAAGUGUAGAGAUCUUUGUUUGAUGUGAUUUCAAGUUUUAUGUCUUUCUUGAAAGUGUUUUCCUAGCGUGACCACGACGAUAUUGCCCUGUUAAAGUACAUUUGAGUUGAUCUCAAAUAUUUAUGAAUUAAAUCGUGUUAAAGCUCAUACAGAGCUUUUUUGUUUCCAGGUUGAAAUGCAGUAUUUUUGUGAGUUCCAUCACAUAUUUCAGUGACAAAAAUUUAAGAUAUUGAUUUCCUACCUAUUC